UGCACACAUAAGCAUAUCGUUCUGAAACUAAAGCAAAACUCACGCGAAAUAACGGUUUAACUCUCGUCUCUCGGUGACAAAUGUUUGGAUAAUGUCUACCCAAGUAAGUAUCGUAAAUAGGAACCCAACGUUCAGCCCGUACGCUGUGGACAGCCCACCCGAUUCAGUGUCUACAGCAUAUAGUCGAGGACAUGACAACCGGGCUUAUGAAAACUCGUUCCCAGAACAUAAAACCGAUCCAUCAUCACAUACUUAUGCCGAACUACCAGGACUACAGAAUGGGAAUUCACGUCGACGAGUAGCGAAUCCCAUCUACGAUAGUGCAGACCCAUACACCGGUCAUUCUACAAAGUAUCAAGAAGAACCUGUUCAGCCGUACAAAGAAUCAAAGCUUGGUUGUGUUUUGCUGUUUGUGAUUCUAUUGAUUUCUAUAGCAGCCCUUGUCUUAGUUGUCAUGAUUAUCCUAGGAAAGUUAGGACCAGCUUGCUCAUGUGAAAACACAGGGAGUCCAUCUACGUCUAAGCUUCAAGAAACUCAAAGUAAUGUCAAUUUGGAUAAAAUUACUGAGGCAUUAAACUCUUUAAAGAAGAAUUUGUCAGAGGUGGAGACAAAACUGAAUAAAAAGAUAGCAGAUUUGCAAAAUGAGUUGAAUGACGCCAAAAAUCAAAUCCAAACCCUUCAAAGAGACAAUAAUGCAGAAUUAUGGCGACAGUCCAAUGAAACGAGGGACAAACUCAAUGUGCACGAGAAAACCCAUGAUACUAAAUAUGAACAGAUGACGAAAACCAUUAACGAUACAGUCGACAAAUGUAGAGAUACAUGUAGUAAUAGAAAUUUGACACAAAGACUGCAAUCUCUGGAGAAUGAACAACAAAAUGAUGUGAAUCGAUUACAAAAGAACAUCAACGACUCCAACAACAAGUGCAUGACGGUUAACAACACGCUGACUGUCAAAAUCAAUGAGGUUUCUAAGAUGGAAGGACCAAUGGGACCACGUGGUUACAAUGGUAGUCAAGGAAUACAGGGACCUAAGGGCGACAAAGGUGAUACAGGAGCUACAGGAGCAGCCGGACUCAAUGGCACUAAAGGCGACAAGGGUGAUACAGGAGUUAAGGGUGAUAAAGGCGACAAGGGAGAUACAGGAGCUAAGGGUGAUAAAGGCGACAAGGGAGAUACAGGAGGCACGGGAGCAGUGGGUCCACAAGGACCUUCAGGGGCUGGGAAUCUAACGCAGUGUGUUGUGAGGUUUGCACAAUCGGAUGGCACAGCGAUUGGCGACGUCAAGCAAGUGACAGAAGUAAUAGAAGAAACGGGAAAAAAGAUUUUGCAUUAUUCUUGCUCUUCAAACAACGCAGACAUUGUGCAACGAGAUUAUAGGUUCCAUGACAACAAGAAUAAAUACUCGUGUUGGUGUUUAGGGCAAGGAACCUACUCAUAUGCACGUAGUCCGCCAUCUAAACCUACUAAAAUGUACUGUUACAUAACUUACACAGAAUGUCCCCUUAUAUCUUAAAUACAAAAAUGUACUUUUUUCUGAAUUUCGAUCGUUGAAAAUUUAGUUAAAUACUUUGUUUUCACGGAUGGAAUUAGUUGAAAAAGUUCCUGAACUUUUCAUAUUAAUAUUUUGGAAAUUUUAACUUUAAUUCGUCAAACUAAUCAUUUUGUAGACCGUUUAUUGUACUAAUGAUAUUGGGCUAAAUAUUUGCCAUCCCACACUCCUUUGCGCUCUUAUCUUUUUUGAACUCCUGAAAAGGGAGCAUGUCAACCGCACACGGUGAUUUCUUUUAUAUGUUAUUUUAAAAAAUGUUGUCAGAUAAAAUGACGAAUGUGAAUGUCAAUUGUCGGUGGGCGAUUGCGCGACAGAAAGUAUGGGUUUUGCUAAUUUGCUAAUUGAACGUAUCGUUUGGGAUAGAACGAAAACGCAGAACUCCAUGGCAUGAUGAGUUAAAAAAGUUGCCGACUUAGAAAACAUGACGUUUUGGAAUCUAAUAUUUUCCAGAUGAUUGAAAAAGUUGCGAACACACAUGUACAAAUACCUGGAAAUUCACUUUAAUUUGUCAAACUAAAUUUGAAUAACUUGUACUUAAUAACUCGCUGUUUUGCACGUCUCUUCAUGAUCUUUUUGAUGUAUGACACGUUAUUAUACUUUGAUUCACUA
Molecule: messenger RNA, 2158 nt
Organism: Exaiptasia diaphana
Lineage: Eukaryota; Metazoa; Cnidaria; Anthozoa; Actiniaria; Aiptasiidae
Product: macrophage scavenger receptor types I and II
Exons: 6
Coding region: 92-1513 (473 amino acids)
Source: RefSeq, a predicted model, not a curated record